This is a messenger RNA of Acanthochromis polyacanthus (spiny chromis), 2019 nucleotides long. RefSeq names its product homeobox A5a (gene hoxa5a). The record is from RefSeq and is a predicted model, not a curated record. Gene Ontology annotation, biological process: anterior/posterior pattern specification; regulation of transcription by RNA polymerase II. Lineage: Eukaryota; Metazoa; Chordata; Actinopteri; Pomacentridae. The transcript has 2 exons. Bases 232 to 1077 code for a protein of 281 amino acids. Gene Ontology annotation, molecular function: DNA-binding transcription factor activity, RNA polymerase II-specific; RNA polymerase II cis-regulatory region sequence-specific DNA binding. Gene Ontology annotation, cellular component: nucleus.
AAGCACGUGAUUCUACGCCGUACCCCAUAUUUGGGUGCCUACGUAAGAGAGAAUCAAGUCCAUGUCCCACUCAUUUCCAUAAUUCAUCAUAAAUUGUGCAAGGGUGCUAUAGGACGCGCUAAACCAUAAGAGCCACAAAUCAAGAACACAGGUUUAUGCUAUUUUACCUCUUAAAAUAAACAAACAACAACAACAAAAGCUACAACAGGCAAACGGUGGAACUGUCAACAAAUGAGCUCCUAUUUUGUGAACUCAUUCUGCGGUCGCUAUCCCAAUGGCGCGGACUUCCAGUUACAUAAUUAUGGAGACCAUAGUACGGCAAACGAAGAAUACAGAGACUCCACAGCCAUGCAUUCCAGCAGGUACGGCUAUGGCUACAACGGGAUGGACCUAACAGUCGGUCGGACCGGCACCGGACACUUUGUGGGCAGCGAGCGGACACCGGGCUACUCCCCGAGUCACUCAGCGGCGACGACACCCUCUGUGGAGCCUGUCAGGUACAACCAGUCUGCCAGCAGCACCGGGAACUCGUCUCUAUCGCCUCCACCUGACCCUCUACCGUGCUCCUCGGUCGCCAGCUCGUCCCCAGUGCCCGAGACGCAAUCUCAACACAGAGCCGUGAAGAACUCCAUUACGACCCCGUGCUCAACCCCGUGCUCGAGCUCGAACGGAGGCACGCUACUGCUCAGUCGGGACUGUGUGUCCAAAGCUUCCCCCCUCGAGGAAGAGAAGCCUGCGGGAAGCGCACCGACAACUCCACAAAAUGUCAGCGACUCAGCACAGCCUCAGAUAUAUCCCUGGAUGAGAAAACUCCACAUAAGUCAUGAUUUGUCUGGACCGGAGGGGAAGAGAGCCAGAACUGCAUACACUCGGUACCAGACCCUGGAGCUGGAGAAGGAGUUCCACUUCAACCGGUACCUGACCCGCAGGCGGAGGAUCGAGAUCGCCCAUGCCCUGUGCCUCUCCGAGAGACAGAUCAAAAUCUGGUUUCAGAACCGCAGGAUGAAGUGGAAGAAGGACAACAAGCUGAAAAGCAUGAGCAUGGCGGCUGCAGGCGGAGGAGCCUACAGGCCUUGAUAUCCAGCUGAUAACGAGCACUACAAAAAUAAAGAUUGUCAUAUCAACUUCUCAUCCUAUUCCAAAUGAUCUUUAAAAAAAAGAAGCGCAGAGACUUGUUAACGGGCUGUGAACGGGACAGAGGAGCCCACCUGUCAGCCUUCUGUUUGUCCGACAGCAGCCCCAUUAUAUUCCCUAUUAUUUCCUUUCUUAUUCCCACCGUCGUAAUGCUUAUGUGCGUAAAUAAAAAAUGCAUUCUGUACAGUUCUGUCUAGAUUUAGAGGAAAAAGAAACAAAUGGAAAUAAAUGUUUGUUUAAAUUAUUUCUUGUUCAGACGAAAAAAUGCUAAUGAUAAAACGUCAAAAGCUUGAAAAUGCUACCUGCAUACCGCAAAUAAAUCCAGUUAAAAAUCUGUGUGAUGGACUCCCAGCUUCAUAGAGGGUUGAGGUUGAUUUGUGUUUAGCCUUCGUUUUCUAUAUGUAUGUACUGUAUAUGUAUGUAUUUAUUUGUUUGAUGUAUUGUACCAACUUGUCAGAUAACUUGCUUCCAAAAGUAGAGCCAGCAGAGUGCGUAUCCGCUUUGUGUGGUUAUUGUAUGCGUUGUGAACACGUAUGGACAGAGGUGCCGACUUCACCGCUGUAUGUACAGUAGCUGUGCCUUGUAUCUUUGUUUUUCUUUUCUUUUUGUUUGUUUGUAGGAGCUGCUGUUUGCGUUGUUCACCUGAGCGCAACAUGUUAGUUUAAACAAAAAAAAAGAGACGUGUUUUUUGUCCCAUGUUUUCUCUAGCUGUUUUUAAUGUGGAGGCUCCCACAGUCAAAUUUCAUCGCCUAUGUGUAUAACUCCAUCGUGAUAAGCUUUUUGUAAAUGUUUUUCAAAGACUGGAAGUUAAAAUAUACUAUAAUAAUAAUAAUAAUGCUGAUCAUGAUGACGAUGAUGGCCGUAAUAAUAAACUUUCUACUGGAA